AUGUCAUCAUCCGACGGAUAUUCGUACUCGCAAUCUUCAGGAGAUUCGUCACCAAAAACAGAACUCAAUAAUGAGCAGAUUCACGCUCUUCUCAACAAACUUUCAAGUGAUGAACAGAAAGAGUUGACGGAAAUGAUGAGAACUUGCACAACAGAGGUUACAAUGGCACGUGGGUUGCCAAUCACAGGAGUCGUUCUCGGAAGUUUCUACCUAGCCAGACAACGUCUCCCCGCUCAAUAUCAUUUCGGUCCGAAGGGAUGGCCAUUUUACGCAAUUAUGGGAGUGGCCUCCCUUACUGCUUCGAAUCUUAUGUUUAUGGGCACGUGUAGAGACAGGAUCAAACCAAGAAUUGAUCAGCUUUGGAAUAAGUAUAAUCUCGCUCAAUCGGCCACGAACUAUGAUGAAAUUCGUCGGCAAAAUCGAGGUGGAGCCGGAGAAACAUCUAUUUCAAGAAUGCAGACGAAUCAACGAGAACCAGUUCAUGCUCCUCAAAGAGCCGAGAAACCAAAUCCAUACGACUACACGUACUCAGUCCCCACUGAAGAAACAUCAUCUUAUGGCGAUUCAUUCACUUCUUACAAGCCAUUAAUUGGGGAGACCUCAGAAUUUCAACAAUCACCACGUGUCCGACGCCCGUCUCCGCCCAUUUCUUCGUCAUUUACCGAAGAAGAUUCUGGUUUUAUGUCUGGAACACCUUCUGGACAACCAUCUUCUUCGGAAAAGACGUCAGGGUACACUUUCCAGUAG
Caenorhabditis remanei is the source of this 747-nucleotide messenger RNA. RefSeq lists its product as uncharacterized. The transcript is spliced from 5 exons. Lineage: Eukaryota; Metazoa; Nematoda; Chromadorea; Rhabditida; Rhabditidae. Bases 1 to 747 code for a protein of 248 amino acids. The record is from RefSeq and is a predicted model, not a curated record.